UAAGUGGAGAAGGAGUGGCAUACUGUUGGGCCAAAGAAACACUGAACUUUCUCACAGCUAGGUGCUAUGACUGUAGACUAAAAUUAUGUUUCACAAAGACACCCAGCUUCAACAAGGAAUACUGUGUGAGCAAAAACUGUAGGUGAAAUUGUUUCUGCUACAUGUAGCCUGUGUAAUGAUGAGAGCUGUAUCACUUAUCCAUUAUGUUUGGCAUGUGAACAGACUGACACAAGCAACUGUCACAAAGUACACAGGACAAGCAUUGUGCACAAGGCUUUUAAGCUCAGGAUGGGUGAAGCACCUGUCCUGGGAGACUGAUAAGUACAAUGGAAUCACUGUGGACCUUGACCAGUUGCCUGCGGCCAUCCCAGAUGGUGAAUUCAGGAAGUUACUUCAUGAAAGUUUACAUCUGUGGAGGGAUAACAAGUGUACUGCUGUUUGGCUGAGAGUGCCAAUUGGUCAUAGCAGACUUAUCUCCCUUGCUGCCAAAGACGGCUUUCUCUUCCACCAUGCAGAAAAUGACUUCUCCCUGCUGAAACUGUGGCUUCAGGAGGACUCCCAGAGUCUUUUACCAAGAUUCGCCACACACCAAGUUGGAGUGGCUGGAGCAGUGGUACGAGAGGAUGUGAGAGAAGUUUUAGUUAUUCAGGAUAAAAAUGUGACGCGUCCUAUGUGGAAGUUACCAGGAGGUGUGUCAGAUUUAGGAGAAGACAUAGCGGAAACUGCGAAAAGAGAAGUUCUAGAAGAGACGGGAAUUGAAUCUGAUUUCCAGUCGGUCCUAGCUUUUCGACAGCAACACCAGCAGCCCGGUGCUUUUGGACGGUCAGAUAUAUACGUUGUUUGUCGUAUGAGGCCAAAGACCUUUGAAAUCCAUCCCUGUCAAACAGAAAUCCUCAAAUGUCAGUGGAUGUCAGCCGAAACCUUACUUGAGUCCACUUCUACACCCAUAACCAAACGGCUCGCCAAGAUCAUCAUGUAUGGCUGUGAACAAGGCUUUGAUAAUGUAGACAUAACUCAGGAGAAAAUGAAAUCUAUACAUAAAGGCUUGACAUAUUACUUAUUCCACCGACCUCUGCCGGAUGAAUGGUGCCACUUGUGACAUAUUAAUUGUCAACAUGAAUAAACUAGUGUUUUCAACCUUUUCAUAUACUAGUAAUUGGAUUGCAUUUUGGUUUAGCACCUGUUUUUGCCUCAGGGUAGGCGGUUACUUCAUCAUUUAGGAUAGGCGGAAAACUCCUCAGGGUAGGCGGUUUCAGCCUCAUGUAGGAUAUGUGGUUACUUCUCUGAAUAGGUGGUUACUCCUAAGGUAGGCGGUUACUUCUAAGGUAGGCGGUUACUCCUCAGGGCAGGCGGUUACUAUAAGGUAUAAUCUGAAAUCAUGUUUCUUCACCCCUGACUUUCAUCACACAAUAAUAUACAUUACGAUAAACGAAUCAAUCGUUGACGAGGAACUGCGACAUCAGUUUAGCAUUAACUCUAUAUUAUAUUUGCUAUAAGUACACAGAAUAUUGUGACUAUAUUUAAUGAACCCAGAAAACAUGUGCAUCUGCAUCUAUAUUGACAAGACUGCAAGGAUUCACGAGGUAAAAUCAGUAUUUGUAGGGUGAACUGCAUGAAACACUCACGAAAAGGUCUAAUACUGCUGUACACGUUAAUAAAGUUGUUACCUUGGAAUAUGAAGGUAGCUCUUUACAAAUAAAUUGAAACAUUCAGAUUAUUUUAAUAGUUUAUGAAGUGAUAAUUUUCAUCGUGAGAACAAAAAAAUAUUGAAUUAAACGGUUCUUGCAUUAUAAAAUUGAAUAAAUACAAAGUGGGAGUCACCGAACUAUUUUGUCUAACAGAAGUGCAAAGUGCCUGUACACGAGAGUAAUACAGACUUAAUGCCGAUCGCUGUUAUUGAAAGGAAGGCAACAAAUUUUCUCAUAUAUUGGGCAGCAGGUCCUAAAAUGUCCUCAGUUCUAUUUGAUUUUUUGAUCCAUUAGUAUGUCGUAGACACCGAUCUGUCAGUCCGUGCUGGAGGAUAUGGAACAUUGCACAAGUUACAUAUUUAAUAAGUAGUACUAAAUACCAUCCGAAAAUGAGAUGCGUAUUUAUUGUUAUCUAGAUGGUUGCAAAAAUACUCUAAAAGUCAUGGCCGUCGGUUUAUGGACAUGUGUGAAGAAAUCGCCACAACAUGUAUAUAUUCAUUAAUAUAUCUUAUAAUGCGGACGUGGUAUAAGUAAAAUAUUCUUGAGUACGGCGUAAAACACCAAUCAAGGAAAUAAAUAAAUAUAACGUGGAUGUAGUGUAUAUGCAUUACAAGUAGAACAA
Liolophura sinensis is the source of this 2310-nucleotide messenger RNA. RefSeq names its product nucleoside diphosphate-linked moiety X motif 6-like. The transcript has 7 exons. The coding region runs from base 176 to 1099 and encodes 307 amino acids. Gene Ontology annotation, molecular function: NAD binding; NADH pyrophosphatase activity; ADP-ribose diphosphatase activity. The record is from RefSeq and is a predicted model, not a curated record. NCBI's taxonomy places the organism in Eukaryota, Metazoa, Mollusca, Polyplacophora, Chitonida, Chitonidae.